Messenger RNA from Rodentolepis nana, 543 nucleotides. The record is from the annotation of a GenBank genome assembly. Lineage: Eukaryota; Metazoa; Platyhelminthes; Cestoda; Cyclophyllidea; Hymenolepididae.
AUGAGUUCCUCAAGGUCUUCGUCAAAGGCUGUAGUUUUUGAAGUAGGACCGAAUUAUACGGAUUUUAAGACCAUUGGAGAAGGAGCGUAUGGGAUCGUUUGCUCAGCUAUUGAUGUCCGUACCGGUGAUAGAGUUGCCAUUAAAAAGUCCACUCCGUUUGAACAUCAAACUUUCUGCCAACGUACUUAUCGGGAAGUGAAAAUUUUGCUCCGUUUCAAACAUGAAAAUAUUAUUGAUAUUAGAGACGUUAUUCUUGCUGGAAACACUCUGGAUACUAUGAAAGAUGUUUACAUUGUUCAGACUUGCAUGGAUACUGAUUUGUAUCGUCUUCUUAAGAGUCAGGCUAUUUCUAAUGACCACAUUUGUUAUUUCCUUUAUCAAAUUCUUCGAGGUCUCAAAUAUAUUCACUCCGCCAAUGUCAUUCAUCGCGAUCUUAAACCUUCCAAUCUUCUCAUUAAUGCUUCUUGUGACCUUAAAGUGAGUUUUUUAUUUUCAUUUAAUAUUUUUAAUCGUGGAUAUCUGAUAUAUUGCAUUGGAAGUUGA